AUGUCUUCUAACCUUUCACAGCUGUUAAGAAAUUCGAAGAUCGCACAGGUGCCUAGGUCUACAAAACCUUUGACCUCUGCUGGGCCAAAAUAUGCGCCGACUCAUCAGAUUAUCGAGACGAAACCAUCCACGCUACAUCGUCAAGAAUGGGGUUUAAAGGCAUCACUUCCAUCUAAGAUCAAAACCAAAUACAUUGUCUACAAUGACCUAGAUACUUUGGAAAGGCUCACAACUUUCGAAACUAAUGGCGGAGCUCAAUGGAACAGGUUGAGGUUUCAAGAGCUUGGCGUUGCGCCCAGAUACAAUCCAGGAAAAGCAAAUCCUUUGUUUGAGAUGAGUUCUUCUACGAAAAAUCAGUUAAUUCCUCUAAGCUCUCUGCUGAACAUCAAUGCAUCCACCUCUAGACGGGAUGUAGAAAAGAAACUUGCUCAAAUGAGAGGUCUUCGGGGCGCUUUCAAAAAAUGGCUUUUGGACCGAGACCCUGAGGCUCUUAAGAACAAGUCUUUCAACAUGAAGGAUAUGAGUGAGAAUGCUGUUGAAUUUUUGACAGAAACCUUGAAUCCUGCCGCAGACGCGCAGUCCUCUACGUUACAGAGAGUUGUUGGUACUGGUGGGCUUUCAUAUAAUUUGACGGGAAGAUUAAAGCAAUCGCCUAACGGUGUUAUUUCCAAGACUGUUGUUCCAGGUAGAUUUUUGAAUGUUGAAAGUAAUGAUAGGUUGGCUGCCAUCGGUGGUUUUGUCGCCAAUGCAGGCUCUUCUUCUGUAAACACAUCUCAAGCGGAUUAUAGCAUGGGCGAUUUUGUCAGAGAGUUGAAAUUCCCAUUUGCUGUUAAUCACGCUUCUGUUCAAGAGAAUGGCAAAGUCGUAUUGCGUGCUAAGGUUGUAAGUGGAAUCAGUUCCAAAGCAAGAAUGCAAAUGACCGGAAGGAAUUAUCAACAGCGCCCACUGAAAAGGACUCCAGUGCCACCCAUGAGCUCUGAAGACUCCACGAAGCACGCUGAAGAGCUUCUAAACAUUUUAACCAACUUUGACAGUGGCAAGGGUAAGAAACUAAAAUAA
Lachancea fermentati is the source of this 1059-nucleotide messenger RNA. Lineage: Eukaryota; Fungi; Ascomycota; Saccharomycetes; Saccharomycetales; Saccharomycetaceae. The record is from the annotation of a GenBank genome assembly.